AUGGCUGGGGAGUGUGGGGGAGGCAAGGUAGUUUGUCUUAAAGAUUUGGGCCUCAAACCUGGAGAUGGUAUAAAAAUAGAAGGAGACAUACUGCCUAAUGCCAAGAUGUUUAGAUGUGACCUGGGCAUGGAUGAAGAAAACAUUGCCAUGCACUUCAACCCACGCUUCCACUAUAUUGCUUUUCACAACAUCAUCAUCUGCAAUUCUAAGUCAGAUGGCGUUUGGGGAGUAGAACAAAGGGACACCAACCUCCCCUUUGCACAAGAUAUGUCGGUGGAGAUUUCCAUAACCUUUGAAGGGCAGCAGUUCAGAGUGAGGAUGCAGAAUGACCAUGAGAUCACUUUCCCCAAUCGCCUUGACUUGAAUCAGAUACACUACCUGGCAGUUACUGGGGACUUCAGUGUUAGAAAGGUGGACUUCAAAAGUGACUUCGCAUCAAGCCAGCUUCAGAUCGUUUUUGACUCUUGA
Molecule: messenger RNA, 468 nt
Organism: Trichosurus vulpecula (common brushtail)
Lineage: Eukaryota; Metazoa; Chordata; Mammalia; Diprotodontia; Phalangeridae
Product: galectin-1-like
Exons: 4
Coding region: 1-468 (155 amino acids)
Molecular function (GO): carbohydrate binding; laminin binding
Source: RefSeq, a predicted model, not a curated record